UUCAACUCAUCACUUCACACACAUACACUAGCUGAUCGAUCAUCAUAUUUCAAAAAACCAAAACCCUUUUGAGCCUUCAUAACAAUGGGUUCUGUGGUAGAGUUGGUAGCUGACAGGCCAGUGGUGAUCUUCAGCAGGAGCUCUUGUUGCAUGAGCCACACCGUCGAGUCACUGCUACGAAGCUUUGGGGCAAACCCUACAGUCUAUCAGCUCGAUCAGGUGUCCAAUGGACGGCAAAUCGAACAGGAGCUGCGGCAGCUGGGAAGCCAACAAAGCCUACCGGCUGUGUUCAUAGGCCAAGUGUUCAUUGGUGGUAACAGAGAGAUCAACAGCCUCCACCUCAGGAACGAGCUACUCCCAUUACUGAGAAGGGCCAGAGCUAUAUGGGUUUAAUUAGAACUCUCGUAUCAUAUAUAUAUAUAUGCAUGCAUCUUGCUAAUUAUGCUAAUCAACCUCGAUCGAUAGAAUAAGUGGUCUUUUGGAGCUCAUACAGUUUUUGAUAGAUGAUAGUCGUCUAUAUGUUUUGUAUGAGUACAACUACAACUUUUACCCCCAUGUAAUAUAAUAUAUAUAAUAUAUAUACUAAUGCAUGCCCAUCUAUUAGCUUC
Molecule: messenger RNA, 608 nt
Organism: Alnus glutinosa
Lineage: Eukaryota; Viridiplantae; Streptophyta; Magnoliopsida; Fagales; Betulaceae
Product: monothiol glutaredoxin-S6-like
Exons: 1
Coding region: 85-393 (102 amino acids)
Source: RefSeq, a predicted model, not a curated record